This is a messenger RNA of Dictyostelium discoideum AX4, 807 nucleotides long. RefSeq lists its product as hypothetical. The coding region runs from base 1 to 807 and encodes 268 amino acids. The transcript has 2 exons. The record is from RefSeq and is a predicted model, not a curated record. Lineage: Eukaryota; Evosea; Eumycetozoa; Dictyosteliales; Dictyosteliaceae.
AUGGAAGAAAGGACACCUAAAAAAUUAAAGAUACUUGAAAAUGAAAAAGAAAUAAAUAAAGAAAAACCAUAUGAAUCAAAACAACAAAUUAAUGAGAAUGAUAUUUUAAAUUUUAAUGGGUUUGAUCAAUUACUUACAUUAAUUCAAAAUGAAGAAUCAAUUGAAAUUAAUAAUAAUAAUAAUAAUAAAAAUAAAAAUGAAAAUGAAAAUGAAGAUAAUGAUGAUGAAGAUGAAAGUAUUAAAGAAUCUGAAGCAAUACUAUUUAGUUUAAAAAAUAAUUUUGUAUAUAAACCUGUAAAUAUUAAGUCAAAUGAACAACAACAACAACAACCCAAAAUACAAAUACAGAAUAAUAAUAAUAAUAAUAAUAAUAAUAAUAAUAAUAAUAAUAAUAAUAAAAAUAAUAAUGAGAAAAAGAAUGAUAAUGAGAAAAAGAAUGAUAAUGAGAAUGACCAAGAAAAUAGUAAUAAAAAUAUUAAUGAUGAUUGUGAAACUUCAAAUAAAUUUAUUGACAAAAAUUAUAAACUAUCAACAUUUUUACAAAAAGCAAAUGACGAAUUGGAAAAGAACGAAGCCUUAAUACACUUUGAAAAGAGAAUAAUAGAACUUGAAAGUGAAAUAGAUGUAUUAAAAGAAAAGUUAGAAUCAAGGGAUAAUGAAAUUUUAGAUUUAAAUAGAAUGUUAAGUUCAAGGAAUAAAUUUUUAAAUUCAAUCCCAAGAGAGUUAUUACUAAAUUGGAUCGUUACCAAUAAAAUCGUGUUGGCAACUAGUGACACUAAUAAUCAUUUUAAUAAAGAUAAUCAAUAG